Messenger RNA from Aspergillus ruber CBS 135680, 1199 nucleotides. RefSeq names its product O-methyltransferase. Gene Ontology annotation, molecular function: O-methyltransferase activity. The record is from RefSeq and is a predicted model, not a curated record. The coding region runs from base 217 to 1059 and encodes 280 amino acids. The transcript is spliced from 2 exons. Lineage: Eukaryota; Fungi; Ascomycota; Eurotiomycetes; Eurotiales; Aspergillaceae.
UACCUCCAACUCCGACUCCGAGCUCUCCUUGUGGAAUGACGCAGUAUGGAAUGCCGACGUAGUAUGAGGUUGUCCCCGACAGCCUACUCCAUACAGUAAGACAGUAGGGUAUAUAUAGUGUGGCAUGUUCGCCUCCAUCCAUCAUCCAUCAUCCAUCAUCACUUCACUUCACUUCACACCCAGACAAAGCAAUCGAUACUACACUCUACAGCUACCAUGGCCCAAACCCUUGACCCGACCAAGCCCCCUACCCAAGGAGGCGUCUGGAACAACGAUGGCCGCGAGCUCAAACUCCUUGAGUUCAUCUACAGCCAACCCAACCUCGAUGCUAUCCAAGGCCACCCGCAGAAAAUCCUCGACCUAAUCGACGAAUUCGGAAAACAAUACCUCUUCAUGAACGUCGGUUCCGAAAAGGGCAAGGUCGUCACGGAUCUGAUUGAUGAGAUCAAACCGCACACGAUGAUCGAGUUGGGCUGCUAUGUGGGUUACUCGGCCAUCCUAUUCGGAGACGCUGUUCGUCGGAAUGGCGGGAAGAGAUUCCUGAGUCUGGAAUUGAAUCCCGUCUUCGCUGCUAUCGCGAAUAUGCUAGUUGAUCUGGCCGGGUUGCGCGAUUUCGUUCGCAUCAUCGUCGGUCGCAGCGACGCAUCACUGCACAAGCUCUAUACCAGCGGCGAAGUAAACCACGUCGAACUCAUGUUCAUCGACCACUACAAACCCGGUUACACAAGCGACCUCAAGCUUUGCGAGCAUCUCGGCAUGGUAUCUCCCGGAUCUGUCUUAGCGGCCGAUAACGUCAUUUAUCCCGGAAACCCGCCGUACCUGGAGUACGUGCGGAGUACGGUCGAGCAGAAGCGGGAGGCGGCGAAGAGUACCACGGGGGGUUAUGACAAGAGAGGUAUUUCGGAGUGGACUUCACAGGCGUUUGUGGGCAAAGAUGAUAAGCCACUGUUUGAUGUUGUCGGGAACCCGAAUUUGGUGUAUGAGAGUACGCUGAACCAGCCGGAAGGGCUGGGGGAUGCUGUUGAGGUGACCCGGUGUGUGGGAGAGGAGAAGGCUUAGUCUCUUUUAUAGAAUAGACUAUUGUUAACAUGAGAAUGGCAUUCAUUAUUGUCUGGAAUUGACUGUCCGAAGCAAGAUAAAUCGGGGCCACCGAGAUGAAUUCCGAGAGUCGGCUUUUGACUGCCCCGCCUUCCAUCGCG